CCCCCGAGAGGAGAGAGGAGCAGAGGACGCGCGCGAGCACGGAGCGGGAGGACGGACAGGGAGAGGAGGAGAGGGGGUCUGCGCGCGGCCGCUACCCAGAAGCCAGCGGACGGCAGCACGGAGUGGGCUGUCCCCGAGCCCAGCCCCGAGCGAGCCCCCGCCCCCGCCCCCGCAGGACGCGCCUCCCAGCCCGCCCGACUCCUAGGAGGAGGGGAGGCGGGAAAGCAGCUCAAGCCUCACCCACCGCCCUGCCCCCAGCCCCGCCACUCCCAGGCUCCUCGGGACUCGGCGGGUCCUCCUGGGAGUCUCGGAGGGGACCGGCUGUGCAGGUUUGGGCCUUGACGUGGCUGUGGAUGCAGUCGUUCUGACCCCUGGUGGCCGAGAGGUGAAGUGCAGUGGCGGCUGCUUGCUCAAGGCCGGAGGAAGACGCCAUGGAGUUGGUGCUGGUCUUCCUCUGCAGCCUGCUGGCCCCCACGGUCCUGGCCAGUGCUGAAAAGGAGAAGGAAAUGGACCCUUUUCAUUAUGAUUACCAGACCCUGAGGAUUGGGGGACUGGUGUUCGCUGUGGUCCUCUUCUCGGUUGGGAUCCUCCUUAUCCUAAGUCGCAGGUGCAAGUGCAGUUUCAAUCAGAAGCCCCGGGCCCCAGGAGAUGAGGAAGCCCAGGUGGAGAACCUCAUCACCGCCAAUGCAACAGAGCCCCAGAAAGCAGAGAACUGAAGUGCAGCCAUCAGGUGGAAGCCUCUGGAACCUGAGGCCGCUGCUUGAACCUUUGGAUGCAAAUGUCGAUGCUUAAGAAAACCGGCCUCUUCAGCAACAGCCCUUUCCCCAGGAGAAGCCAAGAACUUGUGUGUCCCCCACCCUAUCCCCUCUAACACCAUUCCUCCACCUGAUGAUGCAACUAACACUUGCCUCCCCACUGCAGCCUGCGGUCCUGCCCACCUCCUGUGAUGUGUCUGUGUGUGUGUGUGUGUGAGUGUGUGUGUUUGCUAACUGUGGUCUUUGUGGCUACUUGUUCGUGGAUGGUAUUGUGUUUGUUAGUGAACUGUGGACUCGCUUUCCCAGGCAGGGGCUGAGCCACAUGGCCAUCUGCUCCUCCCUGCCCCCGUGGCCCUCCAUCACCUUCUGCUCCUAGGAGGCUGCUUGUUGCCCGAGACCAGCCCCCUCCCCUGAUUUAGGGAUGCGUAGGGUAAGAGCACGGGCAGUGGUCUUCAAUCGUCUUGGGACCUGGGAAGGUUUGCAGCACUUUGUCAUCAUUCUUCAUGGACUCCUUUCACUCCUUUAACAAAAACCUUGCUUCCUUAUCCCACCUGAUCCCAGUCUGAAGGUCUCUUAGCAACUGGAGAUACAAAGCAAGGAGCUGGUGAGCCCAGCGUUGACGUCAGGCAGGCUAUGCCCUUCCGUGGUUAAUUUCUUCCCAGGGGCUUCCACGAGGAGUCCCCAUCUGCCCCGCCCCUUCACAGAGCGCCUGGGGAUUCCAGGCCCAGGGCUUCUACUCUGCCCCUGGGGAAUGUGUCCCCUGCAUAUCUUCUCAGCAAUAACCCCAUGGGCUCUGGGACCCUACCCCUUCCAACCUUCCCUGCUUCUGAGACUUCAAUCUACAGCCUAGCUCAUCCAGAUGCAGACUCCAGUCCCUGCAAUUGGGUCUCUGGCAGGCAAUAGCUGAAGGACUCCUGUUCCGUUGGGGCCAGCACACCGGGAUGGAUGGAGGGAGAGCAGAGGCCUUUGCUUCUCUGCCCACGUCCCCUUAGAUGGGCAGCAGAGGCAACUCCCACAUCCUUUGCUCUGCCUGUCGGUGGUCAGAGUGGUGAGCGAGGUGGGUUGGAGACUCAGCAGGCUCCGUGCAGCCCUUGGGAACAGUGAGAGGUUGAAGGUCAUAACGAGAGUGGGAACUCAACCCAGAUCCCGCCCCUCCUGUCCUCUGUGUUCCCGCGGAAACCAACCAAACCAUGCGCUGUGACACAUUGCUGUUCUCUGUAUCGUGAUCUAUCCUCAACAACAACAGAAAAAAGGAAUAAAAUAUCCUUUGUUUCCUA
Molecule: messenger RNA, 2032 nt
Organism: Gorilla gorilla gorilla (western lowland gorilla)
Lineage: Eukaryota; Metazoa; Chordata; Mammalia; Primates; Hominidae
Gene: FXYD6
Product: FXYD domain containing ion transport regulator 6
Exons: 9
Coding region: 432-716 (94 amino acids)
Biological process (GO): regulation of sodium ion transmembrane transporter activity
Cellular component (GO): membrane
Molecular function (GO): sodium channel regulator activity
Source: RefSeq, a predicted model, not a curated record